CCCCAUAAGCGUUUACGUUUUCCAUGGCUUCUUCUGGGAUUCCCAGAUCUUGUUCGUGUUUCUGGUUGCUAUCUAUUCUACUCGCCGGAUCUGCAUGGAUCAGAUCGAGAUCUACCGGCCGAUGGUAGUUUCCGAACGGUGCAAGCCAUAUUUAUUUUUACCUUUGGAGGCUACUGUUGAAUCUUGUCUCUGCAAGGCCUUGAGGUAUUGGAUUAUUUGUAUCCACAGGUAUGGGGAAGAAUCGAUGAUCUCGACGUGGAUCCUGCAGCGGGCGAUUAGGAUUUACGAGAUUUUGGGAGGAGCGCGCUAUAGUGGUCUGUCAUAUUGUUCUGAAAGAUCUUUGUCAUCCGACCUUUGCCAUGACAGGUGCGCUUGCAUGGCAGGUCAAGAGUAUCUUAAUAAAAUGAGUCUUUUUUGGUUCCAGAGGAGACCGCACGGGAAUUUGCUCGGGGUCUCCUCUUCUUGUGUGGUGUGUGCUCCUUUAUGUUCUGCGUUCCUUAUUUCCUUUCCCGAUCGCCUGCAUACCGCCACUGGUGCGAAGGAUACGUUGGCCGAUUUAACAGAGCGAUCGAGCUCGUUAGUGUUUAGUGCCGAUUCAUCGAAAGUGCGGAAAGUCUCAUGCAUGGAUCUUAUGUGAACGUUCAGCAUGUGGCCCGGGGGUGACUAUGCGGCAAGCAGAAGUACGCUUAAUAGAAUAUCCAAGUUUCCUUGUUCCGAACAUGCCUCUUCAGUUCUUACAUUUUAUAGAGAGAUCGUCUCACAUGAUUUCGUUUUCUUAUUUUUAUAAGCUGGUAUUUUUCUCAUUCCUUGAAGUUAUUGUUCUUACAUGCCUACCUUUUGCUUUUUACUGUAUACUAGUUGAUUGUAGAUUGUGGUGAUGUGAGUCAUUUUUUACAUAAUUGACGUUAUCCAAACAUUGUGUUCUCUCACAGUUAGACUGGUUUGUGGUAGCGUGGUUAGGAUUUCUUGUGCUUGGUUUGAAGAACAGUUUAACCAGGAUCUUCACAAUUUAGUGAUAUCAACGAGCUGGAGUUGUCUCAAUCUGGAUUUCAAGCUCUAAUUCAUGCUAUUUAUGCUUGAAAGAUAUCUUGGCGCAUAGUAGGUUAGAUUGUCUUGCAUUUGGAAUUUAUUUGGAAUUUCUUUUUAAACCAGUUUUUUCUUCAUUUGAUUUUCAAUGUAUAAAAUCUGAGCCCCGGGAUUGGUAAGUUAUAACUUUAAUUAUAUUUAAUUGAUUGAUAAUCGAUAAUAGUGUAGAUUUUUUUAAUUGUCUUUUUGGUUCAUGAUGUAUAUAAUUUUGUUUAUAGACUAGUUGGUUGUAAUUCUGAUGGGUGGCAGUGAAGGGUGGGGGAAAGCUGGAAAGGGUUAAAUUAUUUCAGUUUAUUUUUUCUCUUUGGGUCUCAGCUUCUCAGUGAUAUAAAGUUAAAACUUCAUGUUGCCUAAUGCGAGGCAUUCAAUUUAAUUUUUUUUUUCCCGGGUUUUGAGCGGGGGUUGCUGUGGUGGUUUGCGCUUCCAAAGGCAGAGCGAUAUGCGGAGAGUUCUGCACAUGAUGGUUGGAGUAUAUCUCCCAAGUGAGUCCCGCCCCAUCUCGUGUCUCUGUUCUUUGCAAUGUAUUUUGCUUGUUAAGCGAAGAAUUCUGUUUUGCCCUUGAAAGACAAUCGCAAAGCAUGGUUUGCUUGGAAACCCACCCGUGACCUCUAAUAUUGUGCUGUAAUUAUAUGCCAGUGUAGUUUUGUUAAAACUAUAAUCUAAAUUUAAUUUAAUACGCCCAUAUACGUUCUCUCUAA
Messenger RNA from Prosopis cineraria, 1784 nucleotides. RefSeq lists its product as uncharacterized. The transcript is spliced from 4 exons. The record is from RefSeq and is a predicted model, not a curated record. NCBI's taxonomy places the organism in Eukaryota, Viridiplantae, Streptophyta, Magnoliopsida, Fabales, Fabaceae. Bases 95 to 637 code for a protein of 180 amino acids.